This is a messenger RNA of Paramuricea clavata, 285 nucleotides long. Lineage: Eukaryota; Metazoa; Cnidaria; Anthozoa; Malacalcyonacea; Plexauridae. The record is from the annotation of a GenBank genome assembly.
AUGGCUGACAAAAAUGUUAGAAUUCGAGUAGCAUCACCAAUGUUUUUUGAGGAAAAUUCAGUCAACAUGCAAAACAAGAAUGUGUUAAAAUAUCAAUGUGCAGGCAGUGCAGCAGGUAUACCCAUUAAAACCCAUAUUUAUACUAUAAAUAAUAAAACCGCUGAGAAGAAGCAAAUACACCUGUCAAAGCUCAAAGCUUUGCAUUUGAUGAAAGGAACUGCUUUAAGAUCACAACAUUUUUUAUUUUAUUUACACAGUAAGACUGAAUUUAAUACUGGUUGUCAG